AUGCACCUACACGACCGCUACCAUUUACAAGACUUUUUACCACCUCGUACAACCAUAGAUCCUGAUCGUUCAGACAUUCUAAUUCACUCGGAACUACGCGCCAAUUUACAAUCAGCCACAUUAAAACUUAAGUGGAAAGAACGGCGGUUAUUGAGCUUCAAUGUACUGACCUACAAAGAUUUUCCAAACCUGGAAGAACAGGAUCAUGUGUACACUGGACAGGUCUCAGGUCCCAUAUACCCUGGAGAACUGGAUUUUCCCCAAUCAUCACGUCAGAAUCAAUCGGCUGCUAUUGGUGGCGCUGGCCAGGAGUCGCUCGUUACAGCUCAAACUAAUUGUCAUUCUAACAACGACGCUGCUGUACGACAGGCCAAGAAAGAGGAUUCUCACCUUACUCUCUCUUGUGGUGAGGCUCAGGUCUAUGGACAAGCACAUGUCCCUCGGCCUACGUUAAUGGGCACCGAAAAGUUUGGUGAUAAUAGCAGUAUCCUCGGCUACAACUAUUAUUUGAAAGAACAAAAAUAUGCUACACAAUGCCUGAAUGAGAAUGAAAAUUACGACGCAGUGCCUACAGGCAGGCAGCAGAAGUUGGCUGUCUGGAAUCGCAGUACGCAAGGGCUUCCUCAAAAAGGAGCGAAACACCCAAAUUCUGGGAGGCUGAUGAAGGUAAGUUCUAUUAUGUUAAUUGCGAAUAAAAACUGGGUUUCGAUGAAUCUUCUUUCAUGUGGAUACUUUAAUGAAAUUGCAUGA
Protopolystoma xenopodis is the source of this 750-nucleotide messenger RNA. Lineage: Eukaryota; Metazoa; Platyhelminthes; Monogenea; Polystomatidea; Polystomatidae. The record is from the annotation of a GenBank genome assembly.